Molecule: messenger RNA, 4841 nt
Organism: Rhopilema esculentum
Lineage: Eukaryota; Metazoa; Cnidaria; Scyphozoa; Rhizostomeae; Rhizostomatidae
Source: RefSeq, a predicted model, not a curated record
UUAGCAUUUUUGACCGCAUCCACUUUGGAUUGGUAUGGAUGAAUUUCUUUUUCUGUUAGACAAUAUCCUGCAUAUGUGAGCUUUGUUGUACCAAAUACACAUUUCUUCGGGUUGAUCUUUAUGUUUCUGGCAUACAAUGCUUUGAAUAGCGUGCAAAAUCGCUCUGCCAUUUCAUCUCUACUCAAUGACCAUACAUUUUGAUUGAAAACAACCUCAUGUGUUAGAAAUGUUGUUAUGUGCCUUGAUUUUAGCUCUGCUAACUCUAGUUCUUGGUGUCCUUCUUUUAAAUCUAUCUUUGAAAAGUAUUUUGCAUUAUGCAGCUCUGAGAGGAUUUCUUUAUCUUUGGGAAUCUGGUGUCUUUCUCCUACUAUACUCUUCAUUUGUUCUUCUCAUAUCUCAACAUAAUCUUAUGGUCUAUUUGGCAUUGGUACUACUACUAUAGUUUCAACUUGUAAUCUUUGAAUUGACCCAUGCCCUCAAAUGCUCCUUUGUUGUUGUUGAGAACUUUCUGAAUGUUAGAGUCUAUUUUGUUUUCAGUUUGCUUUCCUUUACUGAUUUAUUAAGUGAAUUUGUUGGAUCUGCUUUAGAACCUAGGACUGGGCCUACUCUUAAAAGAUCAACUCUUUCUGCUGUCUUUUGUCGUAGCAAUGCUCCUCUUUAACCUUUUGUGACAUGGAAUUUUGCUUGGAUUUCAUUCCUAAAUGAUUUACCUUUUUUCUGAAUGUUCCUUUUAGUUUCAGUGGUUCUUUGCCUAGAUAAGUGUAUAUCUUAGUCUUGCUGUUUUCAAGUUGUGGUUCUUUUUGCAAUUUCUGAAAUGACAUUUUAUCAAUGAGGAUCAAUGUUGACCCACUGUCAAUGAGCGUAUUGCUUGGUGUGCAAUCUUUAUAGACUGGAUAAACUUAUUUCUCAAUUCUUCUGGCUCUGGAAACGCAAUAGUGCCGUGGUCUAGCUUUUUCUUUAUUGUGCUGCUUUCGAAAAUUCCAGCAUCAUCAUUCCUCCCACUUGCACCCACAUCUACGUAUAAAAAUUUAUAGUCCUGACUGACCAAUGCAGAAAGCAAGAUGCUGAAGAACCCUCUGUAAUUAAAAUAUUCGGAUCCUGAAUUCUUUGUCUGCUGGAUUCCAAUAUGUUUACCAUCCAGUGCACCAAUGCAAAAGGGAUAGUUCCAUUUUGAUUUGAAACCAUUGCUUACUUGCUUCCAUUCUUCUGCAAUUGAAGGAACCUUAAAGGGGAAGUUCGGUCUAAAAUGAAAUUUGGCUAUAUUGCUGUAAAUAUAACAGAAGGCUUUGUUGUGAAUUGUUUUUGCUCUUACCUCUCAUUUUACUCUGUUAUUCCACGAAAACUGUCUCCCAAAAUCGCCUCGCGACAGGCCACCAUCUUCAACUCUCACGAGGAUAAUGUUGUUGUUGCCUUUGACGUCAUCACGUUCAGAAGAUGAGAGUGACUCAAGUGUAAGCUAUGGUGAAAGUUAAUUGAUUCGGAAGGUUUCGGAUUGAGAAACAACUUUUCUCGAAAUCGGACAGUAUUUAAAGAUUUUUCGUUCAAAAUGCCGAACUGUGGUGCAUUUGGGUGCACAAAUCGCUCGAGUCAUAAUAAAGAAUUGAUGUUUCAUCAGAUACCAGGGGAAGGUCGCAACAAGCAACUCAGAAAAAUGUGGCUAACGAACAUACGUUGUGCCGGUGAAUUACCGAAAGACAAGAGUUUUUAUAUUUGCUCGGAACACUUUGCCGAAGACUGCUAUGAAAGAGAUUUUAAGGUAACUAAAUUUUUAAUUAAUACGCUAAUGCUAUUUUCUACGGGUUUUAGUAAUCGUCAGAAGUUUCGUCAGAAAUUCUGCAAAUAUAAUUUGGGUACCUCAAAGUAGCUGUAUCAUUGAGUAUGAAAUAAACCAUUUGUUAGAUAAAAACAACAUGAAAACGGCUUAUCAAUGCCUCAAACGAGCAAAAAUAAAACCACCAAUUCUAAUCUAUUUUCUCAGUCAGUUUCAUUCCAAAAAGCUUACUUGAAUGCGCGAGAUUUUUUUCUAGGGCUGAAAAUAUUGUAUUACAAAAUGAAAGGGGUAAAGCAUUUACAGGAGUGACAGAAAACAUAUCUAAUACAAACAAAAACAGCACAUAUAACAUGUUUUGCCAUAACCACUGCCAACUUCGUGUUAGCGAUGACGACUAUUAUGAGUAAUUCUUCUAUUGAUAUUGAGUCAUGAUGAAUUUCCUUUUUGCUCUGCCUGCUGCAUGGGCGUCGUGAACGCCUUGUCUGUUUGGUAAGCCGAACACAAAUUGCAAGAGGUGUAUCCAAUUUUGGGCAUGAGGGAUUAAAAUCUGAAAUAUCUCAUGCAGUGAAAUAAAUGAAAUACAAGCAUGUGAUAGGGCUGCGCUUAAUAAAAGAAGAAGAUGAAUUUUGAAUUGCUUAAAUUCAAAUUUUUCUUUAAAUUCGAAUUGAAUAAUAUUUUGUUUUAUGAAAAAUUACUUUCCAGAAAGAACUUAUGGAAAACAAGCCAGGUGCAAAAAAACUAAAGGCAGAUGCAAUCCCUACAAUCUUUGUAUUUAGGGAAUCGACACAAAAGAGGAAAAAUUCCAUAGAGCGGGCUGCAAGGGAAGAAAAACGCAGAGUUUGUAUUGUUUUAUUCGUAUUAAGACUUUCAUAAAACAUCCAGUGUUGUGGGGGGUUGAAUAACAGACUGUUUCUAUAUACCGUCACUAUAUACCGUUGGGCUAUCUCGGGGGGCUCGGGGGGCUCGGGGGCUCAGCCCCCUUUUAAUUAAUAGAAUUCAAUUCAGAAAAAUUUUGGGGUCUCAGCUCCCUCUCAACAAAUCAGUUCAUGUUUGUUUUACAGUGUCGCUUAAUAGUUUGAAUGUUUUGAAUAUACAUAACGGAGAGUCUUUAACAGAAAUGCAAGUAUAUUGAGUGCUUUAAGGGUGUGGUCUCUUGAAGUUUCCUAUUGCACAGCCCUUCUUCUUUAGUUCUUAGGACGGCAUCCCGGGUCUACAUACUUGACAAUAGUUUUCUUGUAGUAAAAAAUUGUUUUCAAUCUAACAUGUAAUUUUUCAACUUCUGGAUGCUGCAUGUGCUUCAACGUCCCCCAAUGACCUUGAUGAAACGAUUGCCAAAAGCAUCUCCAUUUAAACGGAGUCUGAAAAAUUUCUGGAAAAAAGCGUCGGUUGUACAGUAAAUACGGUACACAAGAAAGUUGCUACCUUCACCACAAUGGUAAGCGUGGGAACCCAGUGUUGUGACCGUCAAAGUUCAACUGGCCCCGAAAUGAGAGAUGUGGCAGUAAACACAGAAGAAAUGGCAGGAUUUGAUGAUUCUACCGCUUAUGUCCCAUCCUGCAGUGAGUCAGAGGGUGAGACCGAUUCCUUCAAAGAUGCCGAUUUUUCUUUCCACAGCGACGAAAAUGCAUCAUCUACGGAGGCUAGUGACGAAACUGAUGAUGAGGAGCUAGGCAACGAGCAACCAAGCCACGACACAAAAUUUGUUGUGUUUUGGUCAUGCUUGCUUCCAUUGCUGCAAAUUUGCUCAACUUGCUUUACGACUAUGACUUUACGGAAAAUUAUACGCAGUGGGGUCAUGGUAAAAGUUGAACGAAUUUGCAGCAAUAGCCACAAAACAUCAUGGUACUCCACUCUGAGAAUACGUGGGAUGUCUCUGGGGGAUCUUGAAUUGUCAGCUUCCAUACUUUAUACCGGCAGUACUUUCACAAGAAUCCAAGAGAUGAUUUCACUAUGCAACAUAUCGUUUUUAGGUCGCACAAGCUAUCACGCUAUACAAAAACAAAUACUUUUCCCAACUGUCGAUGACUUUUACGAAAACGCUAGAAAACAGCUUAUUUCCUUAGUGGAUGGUCCUGUAGCCUUAGCAGGGGACGGUAGAUGUGAUUCGCCAGGUUUUUCUGCAAAGUAUGGUACAUAUACUGUGAUGGACACAAACACCAUGAAAAUUUUAGACUUUUCCGUUGUCCAUGUAGGAACUGUCUCGAGUUCUAACGCAAUGGAAAAGCAGGGUUUGAAAAAUUGCCUUCAAUCUCUAGAGAAUCAAGGGAUGAGUGUGGCAUCGUUAACUACUGAUCGUCAUCAGCAAAUCAAGGCAUACAUGAAAAACGAAAAGAGUAACAUUAAUCAUCAGUUUGAUAUUUGGCACGUAAGUAAAAAUAUUAAAAAGAAAUUAGUUUUGCUAGCAAAAAGAAAGUUUGAGUGGUCUUGUGCGACAUGCAACAAAGAUCCUUAUAUUCUUCGCGAAAAAUGGUUAAGUAUCUUAUACCAUAUAAGGAACAUACACAGAUGGGAAGAUGCAACCAUUUAUAAACGGUGUGCACAUGCAAAGCUAUCCAAAAGAGACAGAUUGGAAAAAAAUUGGUUAAUAGAAGGUUUGCCUGCUUAUGUCGCACUCGAAUCGGUCAUUAAGGACAAAUUCCUGUUAAGAGAUUUAAGGUAUUUAACCGAAUUUAGUCACACGGGGCAAAUCGAGGUAUAUCAUUCCCUUUACAAUAAAUAUUGUCCCAAAAGGCUGCAUUUUGGUUUCGAAGGAAUGAUUGCUAGGUCGGAACUUGCAGUAUUGGACCAUAACGCUGGGACAGAAUGUAGACAUGCCAAAACUCGGGAUGAUGAAUAUCCGCACAAGUUGUCGUUUUUAAAAGUAACGCAAAACUGGGUAGUAAAAAAAAUUCCCGAAAAAAAAGACAAAUCUUAUUUACGGGAACUUAUGACAAAAACAUUAGAAGCAAGAGAAAAGAAGAAAGCACCGAAAUCUAUAAUACCUGGAAGCGUACCACAAUACCUUGCAUCUAAAGAAAAGCCAGACAAAGCUGAGGCCGUAAAAAACAAACGUACACGCUUUGAGACAUAA